Physeter macrocephalus (sperm whale) is the source of this 1617-nucleotide messenger RNA. RefSeq lists its product as uncharacterized. The transcript is spliced from 2 exons. The annotation marks the transcript as partial. The record is from RefSeq and is a predicted model, not a curated record. NCBI's taxonomy places the organism in Eukaryota, Metazoa, Chordata, Mammalia, Artiodactyla, Physeteridae.
GUACAGGACGAGGAACUCUUUAACGCUGCAUCGGAAAAAUUGAUUUUUCUUUCUCGUCCGAGUCGAACUUUCAAAAAAGAAGAUUACGUCCUUCCAGCACGAAAACAAGGGGAAUUUAUCAGAUCCGUGAAGGUUUACUCCGUAUUUUCUCGCUGUACGGCAGAGAAAAAGAAGACGAGCAGCGGGACUUUAUCCUGGAGCGUCAGUCGGUGGUGGUGGAUGCACCACUCCCGACCUGCUUUUCAAAUACAAUUGCGCCAUCAUCAAAGAAAUUUAUGUUACACUGCAGGAGGAAACAGUCACACUAUCCAGGGCUACGGUAGUGCCAUUGCAAGAAAGUAUCUUCUUGGCUGCGCGGACACAGAGUGCACUUACAAUAGUGCCAUUAUGGCUGCGACUGUGAGGAGACCUCUGAGCAGCUACAUCUGCACAGACACUUUUACCAACAGUUUGAGAUCGAAAAUCUCCACAAAAAAGGUGUGCAACAACAUCCCCGUCAUCACCUUUAAUGUUGAGAGCAGCCGCACUACUACAAAUUUGACAAAUCUUCUCAGCAGAGGGGCUCACUUACACAAUCCGACUGCCGUCACGGGUCUCCCAUGGUGGAGGUGCACAGGCUGCACACAAGAUGCUUUCACCCCCAGCGCCGGUACUAUUCUUCGAUGUAAAAGAGCGAGAUUGCUGUGUAGUACUUCCAGCGCUUUGGGCAGCAAUAAUACCUUUUCCAACCCUGCCACUGAAAAUUCUGUCGACAAACACGACGGGAAUUUCCUCUCCAGUGGUCAUCACCGUACUGGGGCUUACCUUACUCUUGCGUUACGCGGAUUCAGCAACAUAAACAGCACUGGCCAGUUACCACAAAAUCAAAGUGCGCUGCAUCACGGACGACGAAAAUACGUUUCGAAUCACUUACUGUAUACAAUGUCAUAUGCAGGCGAAGCUACUCUACGAGGGGCAACUAAGAAUAAUAUAUAUGGAACGUUCGUCUCUCCCUCCACUGCGGGCUUGUCCAGUAGCACGGUAGACACACCGCGCGUAAGGCCGUUCGGCGCACAGAGCGACUCACUUUCGUUAAGGAGUACUCUGAAAAGCGAAAUAGUAUUUGGAAGGUGUAACUGGUUGGUGAGCGUUGAAGAAGAGGGGUUUACCUCAUUAUCACGCAUGUCCGGUGCCACCCGCAGCUUCUUCUUUGCCAAGAAGACGAAAGCAGAUAGCAGCAAAGCAGCCCCUAGCUCUGGCUCCGCCGCUGUAGCAGGCGGACAGUCCAGUGCUAACGCAAACACUUUGGAAGCUACCUCGGUACACGAAACCAGCAAAACGCCUAACCCCGUGGACACUAAAAGAAGCGGGGAAGAAGUCGAAGGCACGACUCAGCCUGCAAACAGCGAUACUAUGAGUACUAAUAUGGGCGUCAGGCCGUGGAGUACAAAAUUGAGGACGCUUCCAGUGGGUGCUGAUGUACGGAACAAUGGCGUUUCUCAGUUGGGAAUUUACGAAGACGAACGAAAACUUGUGAGUGAGGAAAGAACUUCGGCUUUCCCUUUUUUCGUCUCUUCUUCCACAAAAGGGCAGAAGAAAGACGGAGAUGCGCUUCCUGGCGCGGGUCCGACUGCCGCA